AAUUUUAUUUUAAAUGUGUAUAUAGAAUAUCUUACAUAGAAUAUUUGUUUUAAUCUUUUGUCAUAAUAUAUAACUCUAGUGUAAAUAUUAGAUAUGUAUCAAAAUUCAUGUCUUCGGCGUAUUUAUAGAAUAUAUUUUAAUUGUUUUAAGGUCUUAAAUUUUUGUUUAAUGUUUUUACUAAAACUUCUAUCUUACUUUCCUUAAGAUUUACUUACUCGCCCUGGCUUGGUCCAGUAACCUUUGAGAUUUAAAAAUAAAAUGAAUCUACUUAGUGUCAUGAAAUAAAAGUAGUGAAAUUUAAUUAUUAUUUUUUAUUAAAACGGUUUUUUUUAAUAAGUUUAUAGAAUAAAUCUCAUAUUAUUCGAAAUACCAAAAUGAAGUACCACAGUUACGAGGACUGCCAACCCCAGCCGAAUAUCAAUCUGCACCCACUACUUUACGGCUAGAUUUAGCGGGAAAAUGAGGUAUUUUGCGGUAUAUACUGCAAAAGUACGCGUUAUGCGCGUGCUACCUUGUACUCGGGAUUUGGGAUUUGGAUACUCUGGUGCGCCAUUUUCGUGCCUGAAAAAAGCCGAGUUACAGUGGCAAGAAAAUUGCAAAAACGCGAAUAUUCACAUUGCGAAAAGUGUAUCAAAGUGUGGAAAAGUUUCGCGCAAACUGAAAAGCAACCGCCGAUGAUGAGUCCAGCUUGAAUUGCAAUGUAAGGCUGUUAGGUGUGGAAUCAGACGCGUUUUCCUGACUCGUGCGCCCCAACCGUCGCGACUCUCGACCCGGCCAGCAGUAUUCCCACAUAAAUAAAUACCCGCCGACGCCGUUGUUUUCAGUGCCAUUGCAUUCUCGGGAGCUAAUGCAAGUGAAUUGAUGUCUAUAUAAACAAUCGCCUUGAUCUGAUCAUUGGUAAGCAAGGAAACGAAAAUGGAGGAAAUAUCCAGCCUAGACUCCUUUGGCGCGGACUCGAACGCCCGGCCCGAGUCGGCCACUCCCCGACCAGAGGAUCAGGAGCAACAGCAACAACAGAACCCAGUGGAUACCCAAGAUACUCCGGCCUCACCGCCAGCAGAAGAUGCCGCCCCCCAGUUCAGCGAGCUGCGGCCCCAGGACACGGGCAAAGAGCCGGAAGAGGACUUCGAACAGAUAUCAGAGGGAUCCUUGGACGCGGAGGACAACCAGUCCCAGGACAAGGCUUCAGCCUCGCCGCAGAGGGAUCCUGUAGAAGCGGAACAGCAAACAGAGGGUACUCGGGGCGAUCCUGAGGAGACAGACGGCUUGAAAAGGGACGAAGAGGUCGGCGGCGAUGCUGUAGAUGGAGGUCCGGCCUCCAACGAAGCCAUGGAUGUGGAUGAGGGUGAAGCAGGAGGGGAACAGGAUGCUGGAGAGAACGAAGAAACCGCAGAAAGACAUGCAACGGAGGAGCCGGACGCAGCCGACGAUGUGGAAAUGCGCUCUGUGGGCGGAGAUUCCCGCCAGGCGGACGACGUAGAGCCUCCAGAGGGCAGAGACGAGGUUGAUACGAGUCUAGAAGAUCGGGAAAACGUGACCGAGGCCAAUGAGAUUGAGAAUGAAAACGAAGCUCCGGGGGAGGACGACGACAAUCCGGAUGGUGACGCCGAAUCCGAGCAGAUUGAAGAGGGCGACGGAGCAGAGGAAGGUGGAGAAGCCGAGCACGGAGAUGAAACCGUUGAAAACGUUUUGGAGCCAGAGGAAUCAGACGUUUGUCUCAUUCCUGACGAUCCAGAAACCGAGGUGACGGAAGCUGAGAAGGAACAAGCCCGCGAAAACGCCGAGAAGGCUGCCGAAGAGGAAGAGGCUGCCGAGCAGAGCCAAUCAAAAUCCCCCCAGACCGAGGGAAAAUCCGCCACAGACGCACCUGUUGAUCCAGAAUCCGAGGGUGGUGUUGGUGGCGAGCCCACCGAAGAGUCUCAGACCACUGGAAAUGAUGCUCAAGCCGGAGAUAAGGCGGCAUCGGAAAGGGCCGAAGACGAUGCCGGCGGUGCAGCAGCCAACGACGAGGACGCCGCCGAAAAUGCACCUGAUGUCGACGAGCCCACUGGAGAGGAGUUCGCCAGCGGAGCGAGUGGAGAGCCUGGUUCAUCGCCAAAAACUAUCAUCAGCUGGAUCGUGGGCAGUGUGGAGAAGUGUCGACAAUGCGAUAACGAGAAGUCCUGUGGCUUCCGCUUCAAAAAACCAGAGGAGUCUCAAGAAAAGGACAAGGAAGAUGGCGACAACGAGGAUGAGGAAACUCCCAAGGAGCCAGCUGCCGCUGUUUACGAGUUCAUCUGCGACUCAACGUGCUGCAAUGCCCUACUGGCAGAUAAUCCUGGAAAGUUCUUCGUACGGCGCAAGAAGUUCCUCGUGGAAGAGGUUGUUCGAGAAGAGAGCGCCGAAAAACCAGAUGCAGAAGGCGAAGCAGCAGAAGAAGACUCAGGUGCUGCCUCAGCAAAGACCCAGUCCUGUCUGCAGUGCAGGGAGGAGAAGCGGUGCAAGUACUUUAUAAAGCAGGACCAGGACUGCUUCUACAUCUGUAACGAUGACUGCUUCAAUCUCCUCAACGCGGAGGAGCCGGACAAGUUUAAGCUGAAGAGACACUCGAUCAGGGUUCGCAAUAUUGGCGCCACCACGCUGCAGCCCCAGCAGAGUUCGCCUGGCAAGCGGGCCGAAAACAGUGUAGUAGCCAGGACGCUGGCCGAAGCCGAGGCGGCAAGGCUGGACAGGAUCGAAAGCUUCCGCAGACGUUGCGCCGACUGUGAGGCAGAGAUUAACGUGAACGAGAAGCAACUCAUCUGGGAAACCAUGGACUUCUGCAACGAGGUCUGUCUGGGAAGCUACCAGCGCACCAUCGGCUCCAGCUGCGAGACUUGUAAGCAGGAGGUGAGCUCCACGGCCCUCGGCAAGUACUGUGUCCGUUUCGGCUUUGAUGUCCGGCAGUUCUGCUGCGCUGGAUGCUUGAACACCUUCAAGAAGGGUCUGAAGACCUGUUCCUGCUGCCAGAAGGACAUCAGCGGUGGGCAGGAGGGUUUCCUGGCACCCGUGGGUGAUAAGGACCAGUUCAAAGACUUUUGCUCGCAAGCCUGUCUCCGCCGAUACGACAGCAUGUGCAAUCCCAGGCGGAAACUCCGCACCGAUAUAUGCGGCGUGUGCAACAACGAAAAGCCAGUCCGCGUUGAGAUGCUUCUCGAGGACAGAGAGCACUAUUUCUGCUCCAAUCCGUGCUUCUCGGCCUUCAAGUUCGUGAGCAACGUAAACGCCGACCCCUGCGCCAUGUGCUCCAAGUAUUUUGAGCGUAGGAGCGCCGAGGCGUACACCAUCUACAACGAGCAUCAAACGCCGAAGGUCUUCUGCUCUCGAGUGUGCAUCAACGUUUAUAUCAUUGUCAAUCGGCACAUCGUCUCGUGCCAGUGGUGCAAGGUGAAGAAGUACAACUUCGACAUGAUCUACCAGCUGAGUGGUCAGGAGGACCACGAUACCCUCACACUAACCUGCUCCAUCAACUGUCUGACCAUGCACGGCGUCAGCUGCAACAUCUCGGCCCGGGCGGUUACUAAGUGCGACAACUGCAGCAACUUCAACACCCCGCAGUACCAUCUGACCAUGUCAGACGCCUCCAUGCGCAACUUCUGCACCUACCAGUGCGUAAUGCAAUUCCAGAAUCAGUUCGCCCGUGCGCCGCUCACCCUGGACAGCGACCAGCCCGCCUCCGGAAGCAGUCCGAGUAGCAGCAGUUCCAAGACUCAGCAAGGCAGCUCUUCGCGCGGCAGCCGACGGGACACAGCACCCUUCCCCACAGGUCUACCCAAGCGUGUCAAGCUCAAGCUCUCCCAGCAGUCUGGAAAACCUACUGCCAAGAAAUCAGGCGGAAGCACCAUGGUGCCGGUUAUAUCUACGGUACAAUCUCUGGCAAGUGGGGAAAAUCUGACUGUGCGGCGCAAACGUGGACGUCCUCGAGAAUCAGGAGCUGCUUCACCACCUCCGCUACCAGGAUCCCAUCCGACACCCCAACGAGGAAGGCCCCGAAAGCACAUCGACUAUACAGCACGAUCUCCGUCGCCAGUUGGACUGUCGCCGAUCGGAGCCCGGCGAAACACAACCACAUCCAUGGACUAUCCACCGGCCACGGUAUCAGAGACAAAGAUCAUCACAGUGCCGCCGUAUCCAAAAGCUGUGCGCAACGUAAACAUUAGCUGUAAACCAAUGAUGGUGUCCACGGGUGAGCAGGCCACUCCGUCCAUGAGAGAUUGUGCUAGCCAGACCGAGAAGGACUACUCCAACAAGGUGCUCAUCCCAGUGCCGGUGCCCAUCUUUGUCCCGCAACCGAUGUAUAUGUACUCUGCUCCGUUCCCCGUACCCGUGCCCAUUCCACUCCCCAUCCCAGUGCCGAUAUUCAUACCGACGACGAGAAACACCUCGCAGGGUAUACUCAAGGAGAUCAAGAAGAUCCAGGACAAGAUGCCCGAGGAUCCGCUCGAGGCUGAGCUCCUUAUGAUGGCCGAGAUGGUUGCCGAGGAGAAGCAUGACUCAGAUUCCGAUUCUGAUAACGAGAUCAAGCCGGAUCCGGGCCUUGUGACCCUGCAGUACCAGAACAGUCUCGAGGCCGUUGCCCAGCAGCAGCAGCAACAACAGGUGGUUGACGUCAGCGGGGCUGGGCACAACCCCUAUGGUGACGAUAUGUUGCAGAUAGCAUUGAAGAUGGCCACGGGCGACUAUGACAACCACCAUCAAACUUCCACGGUGGAUCUGGAGACGUCCAUGACGGCUAAUACCAUCAGCAGUCAAUCGCCAAUGGGACACGACGGUAUGGGUCAGAUGGGAGUGCAUCAUCUGGAUCAACAGCAUCACAUGUUGGAUGCAACAAAUCGGUCACCCCGAGGACGCAAGAGGGCCGGCGGCGCUGUCCUGGAGUCGCCUAAUCGUAACAGCAGGUCACCAGUUAAGCGGCAGCGUGGCGAAAUGGACCACUCCGCCCUGCAACAACAGUCGCAGCAGGCACAGCAGCCGCAGGAGAAGCCCGAUGCCCAAAUGUUCCUCAAAUACACGUUCGGAGUAAACGCCUGGAAGCAGUGGGUGAUGACCAAGAAUGCCGAUAUCGAAAAGAGCUCUAUGCGAAGGCGGCCCUUCAAGACGGAGCUCCUCCAGAUGACCGCCGAUGAGUUGAACUACUCACUGUGUCUCUUCGUGAAGGAGGUGCGCAAGCCCAAUGGCACAGAAUAUGCUCCGGACACAAUAUACUAUCUUGUUUUGGGAAUACAGCAAUAUCUUUAUGUGAAUGGCCGUAUUGAUAAUAUAUUCUACGAUCCUUAUUAUGAGCGAUUCACGGAGUGCUUGGAUGAAGUAGCACGUAAAUUUUCCGUGCUCUACAACGAUUCGCAAUACAUUGUCACCCGCGUGGAAGAGGAGCAUUUGUGGGAGUGCAAACAACUUGGUGCUCAUUCCCCACACGUCUUGCUCAGCACUCUCAUGUUCUUCAACACCAAGCACUUUAAUUUGACGACUGUGGAAGAGCACAUGCAGUUAUCCUUCUCACACAUAAUGAAGCACUGGAAGCGCUCGUCCCAGAAUUCGAAAGUUCCUGGUUCCCGGAACGUGCUCCUACGCUUUUAUCCACCGCAGGCUGGUUUGGACGCCAAUCCACGAAAAAAGAAGGUUUAUGAGCAACAGGAGAAUGAAGAGAAUCCUCUGCGGUGUCCCGUCCGCCUCUACGAAUUUUAUCUCUCUAAAUGCCCGGAAAGUGUCAAAACCCGCAACGACGUAUUUUAUUUGCAGCCGGAGCGCUCCUGUGUCCCCGACUCGCCAGUCUGGUACUCCACGCAAGCUCUGGGCCAAGACGCGCUGCAACGGAUGCUGCACCGCGUGAAAAUGGUCAAGGAAAUCAAUAUUGCGUUACUGACGACUUAAUGGCUGGCCAGGCAGAUAUAUCAGAGUGUAUGUGCAAGGCGGCUUGUUCUGCAAUAUCACCCGAAGACGAUUGACGAUUCUUCGGCUUGGUGCUUAGCACAAGUUUGUUUGCGGGCAAAACCAAAUAGGGCUAAACUAGGAGCGAGAGUUGUGCUAUAUUAUAAAUUGUUUUUAACUUUUAUACUUACUUUGAGUGUGGCAGCAAUGAGAGGAGAGAUAUUGUAAAAAAAUGUGAACGAUUACCAAGUCCAUCUCACUAUCAAUUGAACUAAAAAAUAAACUAGAAUCCAACAAGUAACAAUCCACCACCACCCAAACACACAACCUACAUAUAAUACUAAUACACCUUCAGACAUCUUCAUUAGGAUAAGUUUAGUAGCCAGAACCACACAUUUUUAGUCAUUACUUAAACUGUUUAGGCGAUAAGGCAAUAAGGAUGUGCCCCGACCGAAGAGCGGAGAGCCGAAUAAGUGCAUGUAUGUAUGUACAUAAGUCUACGAUAGAUGACCAUACAGUGAUUGUACAAUGAAAGUUGUACAUAGGAUGCAAACCUUAACAAUUAGCGGCGCUGAUGUAAGUGUUGAAAAUGUAAAAUGCUGUACUCCUUAACUUCAAGAUUUACACAUGUCUAUAUAUUAAAUACAUACAUACUUUGAAUGGC
Drosophila ananassae is the source of this 6550-nucleotide messenger RNA. It is a transcript of the gene woc, whose product is annotated as zinc finger MYM-type protein 3. Gene Ontology annotation, molecular function: zinc ion binding. NCBI's taxonomy places the organism in Eukaryota, Metazoa, Arthropoda, Insecta, Diptera, Drosophilidae. The record is from RefSeq and is a predicted model, not a curated record. Bases 916 to 5889 code for a protein of 1657 amino acids. The transcript has 12 exons.